GUCGCUGUGAUAAUAAAAAAAAAAAAAAGAAGCAUUUUGUUUACGUUCAACAUAUUUUUUUAACCCAAGUAUUAUUCGGUUUUUUGAACGUAUAUUCGCACAACGUAUUUUGAGUGAAUCAUGUCGGGGUAUCUAGCUUUAUGAUAGUCACCCGGUAAUGUCAGCUUCACUGAAUGUCUAGCCGGUCUCAUCGUCGCGCGCUCUCACGUAAGUAACCCAAAAUUUAUGUUGAAGUCAACGUAAAUCACCGGCCCGGGAUAAUGGACUUAGUAUAUUCGAUAUUUCGAAAACAAGCUUGGAAAACACAAUUUCAAAAUGAGCAGAUGGAAGAGGACAUGUGCUUUAAAUGCCUGGCUAAGAUCUCCGCCAACAAUAUUGUCGCUUGGGUAACCACAUUCGAUCUUGACGAUCACGUCAACAUCAACUGGGGAUCACACGUGUACAUAGCUGAUCUCAACGUGCCUUGGAAGUACCACAAGAUCACUUCCAAUAAUUGUACCGUCACCACUCUAGAAUGGGACAUGUAUGGCUAUUCGCUUUUGAUUGGUGACAAAAAUGGUGCUGUAUCUAUAUGGACUUGUAGUACUGAUCAUAAUCUCACCAAUUGGGUUCAGGUAGGUUCAAAAGAUUUUCGUGGUGAACCAAUCAUUGCUGGCACUUUUUUUCAUUUGGGUAAAAAACUAAUGCUUGUCAAUGAAAAAGCUGAUAAUAUCAACUAUUUUGAAAAAUUCAACUAUGUCAGGUUCACUCCAUCUUUACGCACAUGGGGAGGCACUGGAUUACCAGGAUGUUUAAUAGUAUCUGCUACAGGCAUGAUUGGAGCUCUGUUAACUAAUGACAGUGGAGAACCUAUGAUUUCGGCUACAAACAGUUUGGCUGUAGCUAGGUAUCGUAUAUCUGUUGUUGAUAUCAGUUAUCGACAAAAUGGAAAUUUCUUGAUUGUCACAUCUGAUGGUCGACCAAGAUCACCAAUUAAUUGUUAUGAAGUAUCAAUAAAGCUAAUAAAUGAAAAAAGUUGUACCAUUAUAUCACAGUGGUUGCCUAGCUUUUUUUUAACAUUUAAUGAAACUGUGGAUAGAGUUAUUUCACAUGUAAAAUUUUUAUUACGUGAAGGUUCCGAAUCUCUUGUUAUUGGCAGUAAUAGCAGCAAUGGAUGUAUUAUAGAAACAUGGGAAUUAGUCAAAAAAACUAAUCCAAUAAACAAAGUAUUUAAAAAAGUCAUAACUGAAGAUCAUCCAACUGUGAGUUGGAUAAAAAAAAGCUCUUUCACUGUAGGAGCGCAAUUAACAGCGUUAGCUACACCGAAAAUGUCCAUAUCCUACAACCAAUCUUCUAGCAGUCAAUACGUGGUUGCUGCCUUUAGUAAUCAUCAAGUUUGUUGUUUAUCUAGAGAACUAACGCAACAGUGUUUGUUUGAAUUAAGUAGUUAUUGUGAAGACAAUAUUGGAAAAAUAGGCUUGCAACAUAGUAGCAAUAUUCAAUUUUCAGACUUAGACAUUUCUUACCUGGGAAAUGUGUUUGUUGUCUGUGACAAUAUGGGUAAUUUAUAUUUGUUUCAACUACUUUCUGUAGCAGAACUGAAUGGGCCUUUAACUGUUGCCUAUGCUACAUUACAGCUUGAAUAUUGUUUGGUCACUGGUUUAGAUUGGUGGGAUCUGGCAAUAUCAUUAAGACCUAACAUGUUGGAAGCUGUGUGCAAUCGUUUUAGUGAAAAUUUCCUAAAACAAUCCCAGGUACUUCAACAAAAAGAGUACACUACAUAUUUGAGUAUUCGUUCUUUUCUUUACAAAAUGAUGCCUGGAGCACAAUCAAAACGUUCUGACCUCAUGCACCUGAUGACGCUUCAUUCCAUAUCUAACGCAUUUAAAAAUGUGUUACGUGUCAGUGAUAUUAUGGCUGAUAGAGAUCCUGUUGAAAGUUUAUCAAAUGUCCUGAAGGAACCUAUUAUAGACAUAGACAAAAUUUUACCUAGUCUAGGUGGUAAGGAUUUUACUGUAGAACCCAGUACUCUUCAAUCACUUCAUCAACUUAUCCAAUGGGUAGCACAGCUCGCAUUAAAUGUUGUUUCCAGAAUACCUGAACCACGUGAUAAUGUUGGAUAUAACUUGCUAAAUGAUUUAUAUGCCAUUAAUACAAUACGAGAGCUCUUAGUCAUGAUACGCAUUUGGGGUCUAUUAAGGCCUAAUUGUUUACCUGUAUUUAUCAAAAACAUUGACAAUUUAGAUGUUUUAUCUGUUACGUUUCGUUUACUUUCACGGUUUGUUCAACUAUGUGGUGAAAAUGAUGAAAUGUUAUUUGAUGAAUGUUAUACACUUCAAAGUCAAGUCAAUAUCACUCCUCUUUCAUCAGUUGCUGCAGGAAUUCAUGAAGUUGCAUCUCCUGCUCUUUAUUAUCAGCAUUUACCAUUAAAGUUAGUAUUUGGUCAAGAACCAGACUGUUUGAGGUAUAAUACAUCUUCUAUAGAUACAACAUAUAAUGGUAAACAACAUUCAGAUUAUGUGAAAGAUUAUGAUGUCAUAAGAAAUGUGUAUAUAGGUAGAUGUCCAUUAACUGUGAAACAGUGCAAUAGAUGUGAAGGUAAAAUGCAAUUGGUAGGUAAUUCAAGAACUGCAGCAAUUCGAGUAUGGGAAAAUAGGUGGGCCAGAAAUUGUAGAUGUGGUGGUAGGUGGCGGACAGUUAAAGUAGGAAGCCAGUAAGUUUAACAAUAAAAAAUUAUAUUGUUUAUAUAAAAUAUAAAACUUGAAUAUUCAAUAGUAUCAUAAUUUAGUUCAAUUUUUGGCAAACUUUGGUGAUUGCAACUUCAUAGUAAUACAUUUAUAAUCCAAUAUUAAUUAGUACAAACUAUUUAAUACGGUUGGAUAAAAAUAAUAAUAAAUAUUUUUACUGUUUUUAACUGCAAAUACAGUUGCUAAAUUAUUUUAA
This is a messenger RNA of Sipha flava (yellow sugarcane aphid), 2922 nucleotides long. RefSeq names its product mediator of RNA polymerase II transcription subunit 16 (gene MED16). Gene Ontology annotation, cellular component: mediator complex. Gene Ontology annotation, biological process: positive regulation of DNA-templated transcription. The coding region runs from base 261 to 2696 and encodes 811 amino acids. The record is from RefSeq and is a predicted model, not a curated record. The transcript has a single exon. NCBI's taxonomy places the organism in Eukaryota, Metazoa, Arthropoda, Insecta, Hemiptera, Aphididae.